AUGUCCAGCGCAGCUUCAGCCGCUAAAACGGCGCCUUCAAAUGCCACCUUCAAGGAUAAAGAAAAGCCACAAGAGGUGAGAAACUCCAAUAUUUUGGCUGCAAGAGCAGUGGCAGAUGCCAUCAAGACUUCUCUUGGUCCAAAAGGUAUGGAUAAAAUGAUCAAGACCGGCAAGGGGAAAAUUAUCAUCUCCAAUGAUGGUCAUACUAUCUUGAAGCAUAUGGCAGUGUUGCAUCCUGCUGCCAAGAUGUUGGUUGAUGUUUCUAAGGCUCAAGAUGUCGAAGCUGGUGAUGGUACCACGUCUGUUGUAGUCGUCACUGGUGCUUUAUUGGGUGCUGCCGAGAAGUUAUUGAAGAAAGGUAUCCACCCUACCAUAAUAGCAGAAUCUUUUCAAAGAGCUGCUGCAAAAUCAGUGGAGAUCUUGUUAGAUAUGGCUCAAAAGAUUUCUUUGGAUGACCGUGAAGCCUUGAUAAAAGCUGCUUCGACAUCCUUGUCUUCGAAGAUUGUUUCCCAACAUUCUAAUUUGUUAGCUCCAUUAUCAGUAGACUCAGUGUUGAAAGUUCAUGAUCGUGUUAAUAACCCAUACUCUGUUGAUUUGAACGAUAUCAGAAUUAUUAAGAAAUUGGGCGGCACAAUUGAUGACACAGAAUUGAUCGACGGGAUUGUAUUGAACCAAAAUGCUAUUAAAUCUGCUGGUGGUCCAAUCAGAGUGGAAAAAGCGAAAAUUGGGUUGAUUCAAUUCCAGUUGUCACCUCCAAAACCAGACAUGGAAAACAAUAUAGUGAUUAACGAUUACAGACAGAUGGAUAAAAUAUUGAAAGAAGAAAGAGCCUAUUUGUUGAAUAUGUGCAAGAAGAUCAAAAAAUCCAAAUGUAAUGUAUUGUUGAUCCAAAAAUCUAUUUUGAGAGAUGCGGUUAACGACUUAGCGUUACACUUUUUGUCGAAGUUGAAUAUUAUGGCCAUUAAGGAGAUUGAAAGAGACGAAGUUGAAUUCAUUGCCAAAUCUUUGGGCUGCAAACCAAUUGCGGACAUUGAUUCUUUCACUGAAGACAAAUUAGGUCAAGCCGAUUUGAUCGAAGAAACAGACUCUAAUGGAUCUAAAAUCGUUAAGAUUACUGGUAUCAAGCAAAGCACUUCGAAUACCGUAUCAGUCAUAGUGAGAGGUGCUAAUAACUUAGUUUUGGAUGAAACCGAAAGAUCUAUCCACGAUGCCUUGUGUGUUAUUCGUUGUAUCGUUAAAGAAAGAGGUUUGAUCGCUGGUGGCGGAGCUCCAGAAAUUGAAGUUUCCCGACAAUUAUUAAAGCUUUCUAGAGAGUUACCAGGAACUGAAGCUUUCUGCUUCAAGGGGUACGCAGAAGCUUUGGAAAUCAUUCCAGUAAUUUUGGCGGAAAAUGCUGGUUUGAAUAGUAUAAAUGUGGUUACUGAAUUGAGAAACAAGCACGAAAAUGGGGAAAAAUACGCUGGUAUAUCAGUGAGAAGAUCUGGUGCUAGCAACACUUUCACUGAAAAUGUUUUGCAACCAGUUUUGGUCAAUAUUAGUGCCAUUACUCUUGCCAGUGAGUGUGUCAAGUCGAUUUUGAGAAUCGAUGAUAUUACUUUUGCUAGAUGA
Molecule: messenger RNA, 1608 nt
Organism: Saccharomycopsis crataegensis
Lineage: Eukaryota; Fungi; Ascomycota; Saccharomycetes; Ascoideales; Saccharomycopsidaceae
Gene: CCT4
Product: chaperonin-containing T-complex subunit CCT4
Exons: 1
Coding region: 1-1608 (535 amino acids)
Biological process (GO): protein folding
Cellular component (GO): chaperonin-containing T-complex
Molecular function (GO): ATP binding; ATP hydrolysis activity; ATP-dependent protein folding chaperone
Source: RefSeq, a predicted model, not a curated record